This is a messenger RNA of Closterium sp. Naga37s-1, 735 nucleotides long. The record is from the annotation of a GenBank genome assembly. Lineage: Eukaryota; Viridiplantae; Streptophyta; Zygnematophyceae; Desmidiales; Closteriaceae.
AUGAGAUAUCAAAAACGAUUUUACCUGCCCCCCUCCACUACCCCAUCCCACCUUGUCCCCACUCUCUCCCCUCACACCGAGUUGCUUCUCCUUCCAUCUUCCCUUGCUUCAACUCUCCCACCAACAUCCCCUAACCCCACCGAGUUUCAGCUGGACAGGGAGAAACGGGCGUGGGUAGAACAGGAGGUGGCGGAGAAUGGAGAGGAGUCACACGAAGCGAGACGGGGAGCUAUGCACCUGCACUGCGUGGGGUAUUGUGCUUGUGGGCACACAGCACAACCAGGAGGAGUCGCCGAGGCAGGAAGAGCAGCUGAGGUGAGCCAAGGAGGCAGCAGAGGCGGCAAGCGACACCAAGAGCAUCGUUUUGAGGAUUAUGGGGAACGAGAUAUGCACCCCGAUGCAUGCUCCAAGCAGUCCAAGAUCGACAGCCAGCGCCCUUCUGCCUUGCCACGAGUGUCAAGAGCAUCACAGCUCUGCUCUCGAACGAUCCUUUCUGUUAGAUUCUGCUCUCUCUUUGUUGCUGCAGCAGAGAAGGACCGUCAGGCCAAGCCAUCCGGGACUGCUGGGAUGCUGGGAGGCCAAUUCAACUGGGAUGCUUCGGCAGAUUUUUCCGCGUCGUGUGUCCAACAUGAUCAAGUUCACGCACACGGUAGUGACCCACCAGCUCCUGCACUGCACUGCACCCCGCCUGCUCUCCAAUUUCCACAUCGGCACUCCAGCCUGCCAUGGCUCUCG